Molecule: messenger RNA, 1443 nt
Organism: Podospora anserina S mat+
Lineage: Eukaryota; Fungi; Ascomycota; Sordariomycetes; Sordariales; Podosporaceae
Exons: 3
Biological process (GO): aspartyl-tRNA aminoacylation
Cellular component (GO): mitochondrion
Molecular function (GO): aspartate-tRNA ligase activity; ATP binding
Source: RefSeq, a predicted model, not a curated record
AUGGCCCUCUCACGGCCUUCCAUGAGACGUCUCACCAGCUUGAGACCCUCAAAUCUCAGACCGUGCACCAGUUUUCUCCAGCCUCGACUCAUCCGCCGGCCAUCAGGUGUCUCGUGGGUACCUCAACGGUUCACUCAUAGUGAUAUCACACAGCAGCUUCGGGAAGAAUGGUCGAGCUAUAAUCACUUUCCCCAGGCGUCCAGUGCCAACCAGUUUGUGAAUGGCCAGACAGUCACAGUACAUGGCUUUCUCUCCCAGAGAAGGAUAUCGUCCAAGAAGCUCAUCUUUGCCAAUGUGCAAGUCGACAAUGGGCCGUCUAUCCAGGUUGUAUCCCACUCCGAGCCCGGUGAUGAAUCCAACCCUCCUCCCGGACACGAGGCCCAUCUCGCUCUUAGGGCUCUGCCUCUCCACAGUCCAGUCGCAGUGACCGGAACUGUCGUAUCUCAAAAAGGCGACCGAGACUUGUCUGCCUCCUCUCAAAGAGAUAUUCCUGGCUCGUUUCCCAAAGGCGUCACACAUCUCGAGAUUUCUCUGCAGAAUAUUCAGCCUCUUAAUGCUUUCCCCAAGGAUAUCAUCGUGUCCAAGGGGGUGCAGUUCCCGCCCUCGGCCCGGCACCUUCAGAUCCGCUUCGAUGAGGCUCUCCAGGCUCGUAUUCGUGCACGCCCAAAGAUCGGCCAUGAACUGCGCAAGUCCCUCACCGAUCUUAACUUUACCGAGGUGGAAACACCAAUCCUCUUCAAGUCUACGCCUGAGGGGGCUCGCGAGUUCUUGGUUCCAACACGACGGGCUGGUUUAGCAUACGCCCUUCCCCAGAGCCCUCAGCAGUACAAGCAGAUUCUCAUGUCCAGUGGUAUCCGUGGGUACUACCAGUUUGCGAGAUGCUUCCGUGACGAAGACCUCAGAGCCGACAGACAGCCCGAGUUUACCCAGUUGGAUCUCGAAAUGUCCUUCGCCACCGGCCAAGACGUCAUGCGCACAGUCGAGUCUAUCAUGAAAGACCUCAUGAAGUCCCUCAACUCCCAAUUCGAACUCGUCCAAUCCGACACCAAGGAGCGCUACCCCGUCCCCAGACGCACCCCCCCCUCCUCCGACCCAUCCUCCAACCCCUGGCCUGUAUCAGACAAACCCUUCCCCCGAAUCACCUACGAAGAAGCCAUGUCCCGCUUCGGCGUCGACAAGCCCGACACCCGCAUCCCCUUUGAAAUAACCCCCAACGUCCCCCUCCCCGAAUCCUUCACCUCCAUGAUCUCCCCCCUCCCCUCCCCCACAAUCGAAACCUUCCUCUUCACCCCGACCACCACCACCAGCACCUUCUCCUCCCCCUCCAUCCGGGACACAACAACCUUCAUCCACACCUUCCUCUCCCCCCUCCCCCCCGCCCUCUUCUCCCUCAACCCCAACGGGCAAACCGCCGCCCUAAUAAUCGACAACUCCAAACCCCUA